AAAGAAAACAAUCUUAGCGUCGCUUUAAAGAUAUCAAAAAAAGUCUAUCCACUCCAACAAUCUGACAAUGAAGUUUUCCACCGUCCUUCUUACUCUUGGUGCGGCCUCUGGAGCAUUUGCCUAUGGCUGCACUGAAGGUCUUAUCUACUGUGGCACCUCAUUGAUCAAAAAAGGAGAUUAUUAUGAAGACAUUGUGGCGUCUCUUGAAAGGUCAGAUCAACCGACAACCAGUGAUUUCAUUCUUUACUCGCGCUUCAUCUGCACUGCCGAUGAAGACUUCCUGGUUUGGGUUGACAAGUGUGCCGACGGAGCAUGCAAGGAUAAUGGCUCAGGACAUGAUGAUACCUGUGGAUAUUAGGGCCACGAAGGAUGCAGGGCUACCAUGUCAUCGCUGCGAUAUUAUGGGAUUAUGGAAGUUCUCGUUAUAAGCCGUUUGGCAUGUGCGUGUCACAGUCUUACUAUAGGUUUUGUCCCAAUCAUCAUAGGUUUCCCUAUAGUUUCGUGCAAAUGCAAAG
Molecule: messenger RNA, 515 nt
Organism: Aspergillus piperis CBS 112811
Lineage: Eukaryota; Fungi; Ascomycota; Eurotiomycetes; Eurotiales; Aspergillaceae
Exons: 2
Coding region: 68-358 (96 amino acids)
Source: RefSeq, a predicted model, not a curated record